Dicentrarchus labrax (European seabass) is the source of this 7624-nucleotide messenger RNA. RefSeq lists its product as uncharacterized. The record is from RefSeq and is a predicted model, not a curated record. Lineage: Eukaryota; Metazoa; Chordata; Actinopteri; Moronidae. The coding region runs from base 348 to 3134 and encodes 928 amino acids. The transcript is spliced from 11 exons. Gene Ontology annotation, molecular function: DNA binding; zinc ion binding; protein binding. Gene Ontology annotation, biological process: protein demethylation; regulation of transcription by RNA polymerase II.
GAGAGAGAGAGAGAGAGAGAGAGAGAGAGAGAGAGAGAGAGAGAGAGGGGGGAGUGAAUGGGCACGACUCAGCCAGCAGCACUGCGCCCUUCACGUUAUCGAUAUCGAUCAGUUUGGUAAUCGAGACAUUUCGACCCGCGGCGGGUCCGUUAGCUUUAGCCCGGAGCUAGCAGCAGGAUGGGGCGCAUGUGAGCAGCAGCAGCAGCCGGAGAGAGCGGCAGUCUGUCGGACUGAGGAACAAGGAAGCGGACGGCUAGCUGCGCUGAGCUAACGUUGGCUAACUGUUAUUAUUCUGAUGAGCGACCCAGGAGCAUGCGACCUGGUACCGAGAGCUGACUUGUUCGGGGAUGUCGGGCAGUAAGGCGCUGGGCGGGGGGGCUGGCGGGGGGGCGAGGCGCAGGCGGACCCGGUGCCGGCGCUGCCAGGCCUGCAUGAGGACUGAGUGCGGAGAGUGUCACUUCUGUAAGGACAUGAAGAAGUUCGGAGGGCCCGGUAGGAUGAAGCAGUCCUGCCUCCUGAGACAGUGCACGGCGCCGGUGUUGCCUCACACGGCGGUGUGUUUUGCGUGCGGCGAGGCGGGGAAGGAGGACACUGUGGACUCUGAGGAGGAGAAGUUCAGCCUCUCUCUGAUGGAGUGUACCAUCUGCAACGAAAUCAUCCACCCCAGCUGCCUCAAGAUGGGUAAAGCUGAAGGAAUCAUCAACGAUGAGAUCCCAAACUGCUGGGAGUGUCCAAAGUGCCACAAGGAGGGUAAAACCAGUAAGGACCAGGCGGACGGCUCGGGGAAGCGCAGGCUGGAUAACGGGGAGGUGGGCCGCUGGAAGCUCACAGAUGACCCUCCCCCUAAAAAGAAAGCCCCUCCCUCCCUGGAGGAGGGGGGGAGGACGGACGGGGGACACAAGAGGAAGAAGGAGAAGGAGCUGCCUCAGGACAGCGGGCCCAAGAAGAAGAUGAAGGUCGCCCACGAAAAACGCCUCAAAAAGAAACCCAAACAGGAGGCGGUGGAGUCGAACGGUCCCACAUCCUCAGUGGGAGGAGGAGCGCUGCAGGGCUCCUCAACUUCUUCUUCUUCUCAGCCCGGGGGAGGAGGAGGUGGGGGAGGAGGGGGAGGCGCGGGGGGGACGUCGAGUGCCGACCAGCGCUCCCAUCACAGAGAGAAACUGGAGCGCUUUAAGAGGAUGUGUCUGCUGGAGCGUCGCCCCGAGUCCUCGUCCUCCUCCUCCUCCAGCUCCGAGUCCGACUCCGAGUCCGACUCAGACGACUCCCUGAGAGGGGAGCAGGGGGGAGGAGGCUCCUCGCCUUCAUCAUCCUCCCCCGCCCCGCCUCCUCCCGUUGUCUACGGGAACAGCAGUGGUGGGCGGGGAGAGAGGGAGAGGAGUCGCAGCGAGCGGGAGAGAGAGAGGGAGCGGGAGCGGCGUCUGGCUGAGCUGGGCUUCAGCGCCAGCGAGGAGUCUGAGGGGGAGGGCGGGAGGGGGGAGGAGGAGGUGCGGGAGGAGGAGCAGGGAGGGGGGGAGAAGGUUCGGCGGAGAGGGGGAGGAGGAGAGGCUGGGUUACCUCCGCGAGGACGGAAAGGAGGACUACUGGACGGAGAGGAGGAGGACACGCCCACCUCUGACAGGACCAGGAAAAACUCUGCCUCCCUUCCGCCGCCCUCACCCCUCUCCUCCAAUCAGAUGCCUCCGUCCUCGCAGCACGACGGCUUCACGGGGAAGCAGCGCAGCAAUGGACAGGAGGCGCGCAACGGACGGACACGAGGAGGGACAGGCGGGGGAGGAGGGGGUAGGGAAGGAGGAGAGAAGGAGAACGCCAGCGGCGUUCUGACCAAUCACAGACACAGUGGGGGAGGAGGGGGCGGGACCAAAGGCAGCGGGAGCCGCGGGAACAAGAUCCGUAGCAACAGCAAGAACCAGACAUCCAGAAACACCACCACCUCCUCCUCCUCCUCCUCCUCCUCCAUCCCCACCUCCAACGGCGGGGGAGGAGGGGGAGGCGGCCUGAUGAUGUCAGCAAUGGCGGCGUCUCCCUGCUCGCAGCCGUCCCGCCUCGCCCCGCGCUCUCAGAUGAUGAAGCGCAGCCCGCCGGCCGUGCCCUCGCCCCCCCGGCCCGUCCAGAUGGAGAGGCACCUCGUGCGUCCCCCCCCCACCUGCCCCGAGCCCAGCUGCCUGCCGCUGGACUCCGGCUCCUCCCACAUCAUGACCCGGGACGUGUGGCUGCGAGUCUUCACCCACCUGAGCCAGAGAGAGCUGUGCGUCUGCAUGAGGGUCUGCCGCACCUGGAGCCGCUGGUGUUGUGAUAAAAGGUUGUGGACUCAGAUCGAUCUGAGCCGGCAGCGCUCCAUCACCCCCCCCAUGCUGAGUGGUAUCAUCCGCCGCCAGCCCGUCUCCCUCAACCUGGGUUACACCAACAUCUCCAAGAAACAGCUGAUGUGGCUGAUCAACCGGCUACAAGGUCUGCUGGAGCUGAAUGUGUCGGGCUGUCCGUGGCCGGCGGUCUCCGCUCUGUGUCAGGCCGUCUGUCCCUGUCUGAAGCUGCUGGACCUCAGCAGAGUGGAAGACCUCAAAGACUCUCACCUGAGGGAGCUGCUGGCCCCCCCACCUGACACCAGGACAGCUCACGGUGAAACCAGAGUGGGGCGUUUCCAGAACGUGACGGAGCUGCGAUUGGCCGGUUUGGACCUGACGGACGCAUCGUCCCGCCUGCUGGUGCGUUACGUUCCUCACCUGACCCGGUUGGACCUGAGUCAGAGCGGGAAUAUCACAGACCAGACGGUGCACACCCUCACCUCCCCCAUCUCCCCCCUGAAAGAGAGCCUCACCCACAUCAACCUGGCAGGCUGUGUGAAGGUGACGGAGCAGUGCAUCCCGUUGCUGCGGCGCUGCCCCUCCCUGCAGACGGUCGACCUGCGCUCCUGCUCCCUCCUCUCCUCCGAGACCGGACAGCUGCUCUCCUUCCCCUCCAACGCCUCCUCCUCUUCAUCCUCCUCUACCUCCUCUUCCUCCAACACUGCCACCACUACCACCACCACCACCACCACGACGGUCGCUGCUUCAUCCUCCUCCUCCUCCUCCUCCUCCUCCUCCACGUCCGCCUCCUCCUGUCCUCCCGAAGACAGAACGCUGCUAAAGAACAGCUAAAGUCCUCCUCCGUGUCACGUGACUUUUGAGUCCAGGCGGCCUGCUAAGCCCCGCCUCCCACCUUGAUACACUACAUACAGGUGACGGGGAAGAGGAGGAGGAGGUGGAGGGACCUGUGCAACAUUUCUCCUGACGUUGUGACCACAGAAGAAGAAGAGGAGGAGGAGGAACGUAUUUUGGGAAAAUUGUCGGUAAUAGUUAAAAAAUAGAAACCCUGAGCAUGUACAUAUUUGUUCUCUGUACAAUUUUGGGUGUGUGUAUAUAUCUGUAGUUUACUGUAAAUGACCCUUAACCUUUGAAACAUCCCCCCCCCCACCAACACUCCUUCCCUCCUCUCCUCCUUUCCUUCCCUCCUUCUCUUCCGUCCUUCCACCAUUCGAUCAAUCAUCACGCCAGGCGUCCACCUGCUCGUCAGUAGCUGCAGAGAACAGGGAGAGAGGAAGAUCAAUACUUGAUGAUGUCUCCCCCCCCCCCCCCCAGUCUGCACGCACACACACACACACACACGCACACACACACACACAUACACACAGGAAGUCAGACACACGUAGGGUCGUCUCCAUGAAUGAUUCAAAUAAGAGCAGUCUGACAUUUGCAGGCAGUUUAGGAGUGACGCUAACAGUUUCCCUCUGCUUCCAGUCUUUGUGCUAAGCUAGGCUAAUCAGUAUGAAUUGGUCUGACUGUGGGGGGGAAAUGUUAGAUUGUCGCACUAAAAACGCAUCUUUUCUCUAUGAAGUUUGGUAGUUGGUUAGAGAGCAUCUGCGGUUACCCACAGUGCCCCUCUCUGUUGGCCCUUUUCCUGCCACAGGGAACCGAUUCUGUCCCGGUUCACGCAGCGAGUUUUCAAACCAUUUGGACCAAAAAUAAAUUGGUUCAGAAUCUGAACAGUUGGAACCGAAACUCACCGCGAUCACUCUCCACCAGACUGCAGAGACAGAAACUCGUUUUACCUUCAGAUCAUCGUUAAUCCACCGACGUAGGCGUGGAAACACUCCAAAGUAAGCUAACGGGUCAAAGUACGUCCACUAACAGUGUUCGCCACCGGCUCGGAUCCGUUCUGGUUCCUCGAACCGGUUCAAGAUGCAGUUAAUUUGGUGUAAAACCACGAAGACUUCAGCAGAAGGAUUGUUCCCGCCUCGAGCUGCGUAUUUAAAACAUUUAAUGUUCCGACCACACAAACAGAUUCUGAGCUGGAACGUCUGAUUUAUUCUGCUGAUUCACUGCAACCAGUCAGAAACCAGUCAGCAACCAGUCAGCAACCAGUCAGAAACCAGUCAGCAACCAGUCAGAAACCAGUCAGCAACCAGUCAGAAACCAGUCAGAAACCAGUCAGCAACCAGUCAGCAACCAGUCAGAAACCAGUCAGCAACCAGUCAGAAACCAGUCAGCAACCAGUCAGAAACCAGUCAGCAGUCAGAAACCAGUCAGAAACCAGUCAGAAACCAGUCAGAAACCAGUCAGAAACCAGUCAGAAACCAGUCAGAAACCAGUCAGCAGUCAGAAACCAGUCAGCAACCAGUCAGAAACAAUCAGUAAGCAGUCAGAAACCAGUCAGCAAACAGUCAGAAACCAGUCAGCAAACAGUCAGAAACCAGUCAGCAAACAGUCAGAAACCCAAAGAGAUCCAGUGUGAGAGUGGCUGGAAGCAUCAGGAGUGAUCAGUGUGGAUCUUAAUGAAUGUACACACACACAGACACACAGACACACACACACACACAGACACACACACAGACACACAGACACACACACAGACACACACACACAGACACACACACACACACGUGGAAACAGUGUUAAUGUGAUUGUAAAGACGCCGCUGGAGGAGGCGGCGAGCAGUCAGUGUGCAACGACAAAUCAAUAAGUGUUUGAACGAACAGGAAGUGACCUCGCCACGCGCACAAUGAAUCUGUAAUAUCAGCGAGAAGAGACGCAGUUCCUCCAGUGGCCGCUAGAGGAACUGCAGCCACGUGUCCAAAACAUCGUCCAGCUUUACACACGUCAGUGAACACAAUCACAGGUUACACUGAUCGCUGCUCUUCUGACGGAACCAGGCUAACAGUUUCCCUCUGCUUCCAGUCUUUGUGCUAAGCUAGGCUAACCAGACACAUCAGUAAAAUGUCAGACUGUUCCUUUAAACCGCUCACUGACCGGCGGUCGCAGGCGAAGGUUGUUCGGGUGUGAUUUGACUCCCUGUUCCCUCCUCUGUGUGUGUGUGUGUGUGUGUGUGUGUGUGUGUGUGUGUGUGUGUGUGUGUGUGUGUGUGUGUGUGUGUGUGUGUGUGUGUGUAUCUGAGCCUCAGUGUCUUCAACGUUCGCCUCAAUCAUUCAUCUUCCCCUCUUCGUUUUCCAUCCUGUGUUUGUCGCCUCUGAUCAGAUUCUGUUGGGAAGUGAUUGAUCGUGUUUUUCUCAGGAGUUUUUUCUUUUUCUUUUUUUAAAAUCAGGUUUUAAUUUAUUUUUGUGCCGCAGCGACGUUCCCAUCCGGUCCGAACACACAUUCCUGCUUUCUGUCUGUCUCACUCGGGAUGUGUUUCUGUUUGUUUUCUACAUUAUGAACCUUUCUGCCUGUUGUUGCUGCAUUGAUCGAUCUGUUUGUCUACGGAAGCUCAUUUCUGCCAGGAGAAGGAAAAACAACGUGAGGAAUAAUUCUGAUUUAUUAUCCUGAUCUAUCUCGUCUUGAUUUAUUUUAUAGUCUUUGAGAACCCGAUAGUACUUUUAUAAUUCUGAUUUGUCGACUAUCUCGACUCCGACUCAAAUCUCAAACUUUGGUUUUACCUUUAAAAGUAUUUUCAUGUUUUAUUCCGAACUUUUCUUCUGUUUUUUAUUGUUUUGGCUGAAUUGGGCUUCCGUAGUUUCCUCAGGGGCCUCGCUUAUGAAAAAUCCGUCAUUCUGAAUUUCCCGUCAGGAUCAUCGUUAAAGUAAAGUUUUGGCUUUUGAUGUGUCGCAUAAAAGCAAGAAAUCAAUGCAAGUUGGUGGUUUUAUGGUCAGAAACGUUUUCAUAAAUGACGCCCGGAUGUUUCUGAUCCCGGAUCAGAUCCACGUCUGAUGUUUGUUUCUUUGUGUGAACUGGCUGUCUUAUCAUGUGAGGCAGUGGCACUGAGGGGGGGGCAAUAUUAUUUACAUCAUAUUUCAUAUCGUUGAAUUUCAGAUAAACGCAACAAACGACGGACUGCAGUUACCAUAACGAGCUUUGUCGGGUUAGACGUCAGUAGAUGGGUCGCCCUGUACUGGCUAGCGUGUUGGCUAGCGUGUUCCACGUUAGCUAGCUGGUCAGUUUCAAGCCUUCUGUUAGGUCGCGUUACUUCUGCUGCACGUAGAACAGAAACCACGUCUUAAAAUACGGCGAGAGAACGAGCGGGGAAACGGCCAUUAUCACUGGCUAGCUUUUAGCUAUAGCUUUUAAUGAGCUAACAUGUUAGCGCUUUAGUAGCAAUGGCUUGUUCCGUGUUGGUUAGCUCUUUCCACGUUAGCUACAUGGUACAAUGUUAGCGUCCCAGUUGUUUAUUAGUUUGCUGGUUUUAUUGUUCAACAAAUAAGUAAAACAAAACUUAAAUUCUGUCUGGAAAAUGAGCGGGAAAACCGCCAUUAUGACGCUCAUUCAUUGUCCUGCUUUGCUAGCUUGUUAGCUCAUUAGCUAAGCACUUGCUUAUAUAAGAAGUAACGCAGGUUAUCAGGUAAAGAUGAAUCCUAUCGGAGUUAGAGUCGAUUCAUUGUUCACUUUAUUCAACGUUUACUUUUUUAUUGUAAAUUUAAUCAACUCGAUAAUAAAUAAUCAAUCAUUCUUGUUAUUGAUACAGGUUGUGGUGCAGCGGAGGUAACGCAUCAUUCGGACCCGCCGUAGUCCACGAAAUAAAAAGUAUUAGUAGUGAGAUCGCCAUGACGUCGUGCUGCUCGCCAGCCGGACGCCUCGUUGUGCCAUAAACUCGCCAGAUCAACGUCUCGCUGUGGGUCAGUUUUAUAUUUUAUUUUUUGUAUUCGUUGUGAUUUAGUUGUUUUUUACUGUGACGUAACGCGGGACCGCCGCCUCGCCGCCAACGAUGCAUAUCACAGCUUCAGACUUCGCCUAGCGACAGGUGAGGAGAUCAAAUCUGAUUGGACGAUAAUCCCCGACUCCUGAAAGCUCUUAUCCAAUCAGACGCCCAGACAUCUUCGCUCUCUUCUCUAUCUUAGUAAAAAAAAAAGUCUCUGGAUGUUUUAAAGAUGCACUGGAUCAUCAUCUUCAUCACCUUCAUCCUCGCCUUUUGCCAAAUGUAGUUUUUGUUGUGAAAAGGGGCAUUUUAUCCUGUUUCUUUUGGGUUUUUUUGUUCUUUGUUUGCUUUUUGUUGUUUUUUUAUACUUUGUCCACGACUCUUCCGCUGUGUUGAUGAAAAAAAAAAUGAGGAAGAAGUUGGAACAAAAAGUAAAAGUGACACAAAAAGACCAACUCAAGGCAGCUACGUAUGAGUGACUACUGUAAAAUGACUAACUAAUAAAGAAGCAAUGGGUUUGUUUUUA